GAGAGAGAGUGGAGGGAGAAGGGGGGAGGGUUCUGAUAACACACUCAACCACAGAUGGUUGAGCAAGGCUGCAAGAGAGUGAGGGAGCAAAGCAGGCGCACAGACAGACAGACAGACAGAGAGAGAGAGAGUGAGGAGAGGAGAGGAAGGGAGAGAGUAAGAAGGAGAGAGAGGCAGAGUGGGAGGCAUCCGUCUCUCUUGUAGUAUUGCCAAAGCAACGGCGAGAAGAGGAGAGAGGAGGGAUUACGGCGUCUGUGAACGUCUUGUUGCUGCAGCCAAGAGAUCUUCUGCUGCUGUUUACUCUGGACGGAUGGAUGCUCCAAGAAAUAAAUGCCGGAAUUGACUUGAACCGUUCGUUGUUUCUUCGCAACGGGCCGCCACAGAGACACAGACACAGACACAGGAAAGCAGGAUGUGGUAUUGCAUGCGUGACUUUACGAGUGUUGGAUUGUGGGUAUAACAGGGGGCUCUCAGGUGAGCAGGGUUAAACUUGAAACCAACCUGUAAACUGACUCCAUGACACCAGUGUGUGCCUAUGUGUGUGUGUGAGAGGGUUACAUACUGUGUACGAGUGUGCACAUGUGUGUACGUUUAGCUGCAAGUGACCAGGUGCAUAUACUAUAUGGUGUGUUUGUGACACCGGCGUCACUGCACACACACACACACACACACACACGCGUCAGGAGGAAGUGACAAGUCUGUACUCGCUCUCGGAUUUCCUGGUCCCCUCUCCGGUGGCACGCCAAGCGCCGAAUCUGAGCCAAGUUCACCUGUCUCGCCCCUCACAGGCGGGACUUAAACUCUUCUGGAUGCAUCAGCGGAGGAGUGUUGACUUUUUCUGGAAGAGAGAAGGACAAUUAGAAGCGUGUGGACUCUGAUUGUGGCUGCGUGUCACAUCAGCCCUGGGUGUUUUCGAGAUAAACCAGCACUUCCUCAACCUGUCAACGUGUUGCACCGGUGCUUGGGGCCGCCUCUGGACCUCUCCAUGACCGUCAACACAGUGCUGACCCCCUCCAUGACCAGCAGUAACAGCAUGAGCAGUGGGUACUGCAGCCUGGAUGACGAGAGCGAGGACUUCACUUUCUUCACGGCCAAGACCUCGUUCUUCCACCAGCCCAAGCAUGCAGUUAAGCAGAAGGAAUCAAAGGAGGAAGAUGACAGAGGAACGAGGGAACUGUCAGAGGAAGAGGUGCGGACACAGAUAAAAGAGUAUAACGCUCAAGUCUCUAAAAAUGGCAUGAAACUGGCUUUAGAUGGAUCCUACACAGGCUUCAUUAAGGUCCACCUGAGGCUCAGUCGACCAGUCACAGUCCCCGCUUUCAAGGCAGCAGACUCAGAGCAAGCGUCCAAACCGACGGCGGGCCGCACUCAGGCACCGUCAGAUGGCCAGGAAGGGACGGACUGUGGGCAGAGCGAGAAGAGGACAUCCUUCUACUUACCAAGUGACUGUGUGAAGCAGCUCCACAUCAGCUCUCUGAACACCACCAGGGAGGUCAUCCAGGGCCUGCUGAAGAAGUUCAUGGUGUUGGACAAUCCCUGCAAGUUUGCUCUGUACAGGCAGACGCACCGCGACGGACAGGAUCUGUUCCAGAAGCUUUCUCUGUGUGAGCGCCCUCUUCUUCUGAGGUUGUUAGCAGGGCCGGACGCAGAGCAGCUCAGCUUUGUCCUUAAGGAAAAUGAGACCGGAGAGGUGGAGUGGCAUGCCUUCUCUGUCCCUGAGUUACAAAACUUCCUGGUAAUCCUGAAGAAAGAGGAGGCGGAGCGUGUCCGGACAGUAGCGCAAAAAUACGCUGCGUACCGACAGAAACUACAACAGGCCCUUCAACAACAUGACCCCUGACCCCUUCACCUGUUACCUUACGACCCGAACCCGGGGAGAGACUGACCCUCUGAACGCUGACCCCUUCAAGACCCGUGAUCUAUUCAGAGACUGGAGCCAGAGCUGAACUUGCCUCCGCCCUCCCUACACAUAUACACCCAAACAUACAGUACAUCCACACACAGAUGCAUACCCCUUUCUCAGGACGCAUACAAGCCCCCCUCCCCCCACCACCACCACCACCACCACCACCCACACACCGAGGAGAGAAUAAGGGGUUGAAAGUGACGUGAAAGGCUACAGCGUGUGCUGUCUGAUAAGCUGAUUGGACAGGGCAGUGUUGCCACUCUGACACACCCAGAGAAACAUCACAGCAACACAAGAUCUGAAAGUACAACUUGAGAUCUCAUUUGGGAAUGAUAUGAAUCAUUAGUGUUGUUAAAGAUUCCCUCUUCUUCUGCUACUUCUGCUGCUGCUACUGCAAGUGUUACUUAUGCAUGAGUGUCUCUCAGCUCAGCCCCCUGCACAUAGAGCUAGAAGUAAAACAGAAGGCAUGAUUUCUUUUUGAUGGAGGGGACAAUCACACAGAGUAUUUUUUUUCUUGGAAUUGAUGUUUAGGGUUAUCAGCUGAUGUAUUCUAUCUGUGCUGGAUUUGAGAGGGAGGUGUUCGGGGUCAGGGCUGGAGGCUGAAGGCUGCGUUUUGCUUUGGAUGCUAGAGCGAGAAAGAAUGGAAAGAUAAGAAAGUGAGAUCCGUUCUCUGAUUAUUCUCAGGGCGCAUGCGUAGAGCAAAGAGAAAACCUGAAGGAGGCAAGAAACUGAAUACAACAUCCCGCUUUAGCCAACUUUGUCCCAAAUCCCUGCCUUUUGUAUUUGUUGCUAUCAUUUUAUUUUCCUACUUUAACGCCAUGUUAAAAGACCCUGUCAGGUUCUUUGCUGACAGAGAGGUCUUUUUGAUCGGACCCAGUUACCAAUCCCCUCCCCGGACACAAACCUAAACUCUUCUCAGAUGAUAACUGUGAAUUCAUUUUACCUCCCUAAAUCCCCAUACAAUCAACUUUGCAUGGACUGCUGAGCGAGGCAAUCCACAUAUCUUUACGGAUCUUACACUUUAUUGUAAAAGUGAUUUUACACUGUUAUUAUAUGGGUUGCAUUUGAAUGUGAGAAUUUUUUUUUUUUUUUUUUUACACCAAAGCUUUGAGGGACAGAUCUAUUGAGAGAACUUUAAAGGGAUAAGAGACAUUUUGAAAUGUAUCUAAAUACAGGUGGUGUAUGUAAAAAGAAAUAAACCAGCUUCUGUUUUUGCACAUAUAGAUGCAGGUCACUGAAUAGCCCACAUCUGCGUGGGUGGGCAUGCAUUUCUGCUUCUCUUUUCUUUUUAUCUCUCAACGUUACACCCCAAAAAAAGAAACAAAAAGUAUAUAAAGUUCAUGAUAAUGGCUAUGAUGUACCAAUGACGUGUUUGCAAUGCAUAUGUAUUAUGUAGACACUGGAAAAAAGAGUGAAAAGGUUUAACUUUGUUGUUAUUACAAUGACUUUUUAAUAUUCUUUUGGUAUCAUUCCUACUGGUUAGUGUGUGUGUGUGUGUGUGUGUGUGUGUGUGUGUGUGUGUGUGUGUGUGUGUGUGUGUGUGUGUGUGUGUGUGUGUGUGUGUGCACCCAUCUAGGGCAGGGAGAAUAAUGUGAAUUGUGUUUUAUAAUGAGUGUGUGUGUGUUAUCAGCGCUCCCUCAUUGGGCCUCACUUAUCAAGAAUUGAAACAUGCAUUGAGUGCAUAUGUAAUAUAACACAUUACAACUGCAAAUUAGGUUGUUUUGGAAAAGAUAUCUGGCAUGCAUGUAUCUUAAAAGGAAUGCAUUGAACCAAAGGAUUUUACUGUAAUCAUUUCCGACACAUUAUUCAUCUUUUUUUUAUGUAACACAUUAGAAAUACUGAUAAAUGAGGCCCGUCGUCCAUCAGCACAUGCUUCUCUGUUGAUCAUUUUUAACACCACCACCCAAAGCCCAAGCUGUUCCUGCUGGCAGUGCCUUUUGUUUCAUGUGCCCCUGUGGAUCUAUGUAAGGUGUGUUUCAGCACACAGGUGCCUGAGUGUAUGUGUGGGUGCUUUUGCAUGUGUGCAAAUCUGUGUUUCUUGGGUGGUGUUGUACAUGUCCUUGUUUCUUUCUUUCCAAAGCCCUUAAUAUAUUUGUCUUUCCAACAAACCCUCUGUAUGGGUCGGCGCGUGUGUGUGAUUGUGGUGCGUGUUAUUUAUUUCAUGGUCCACCUCAUCCAUAUGAUAUUAUCUCAAGGAUGAUGAGACUUGAUGCUUUUUUUCCUGCAAUUUAUUUUGUUUAAUUUGAAGAAGUGUGUGUAUAAAUAUAGCAGUAGAACUGUACAGAAUAUCACAAUGAAAUAAAAAAGGUCAUCCCUUUAUUGAAAUGUU
Messenger RNA from Anoplopoma fimbria (sablefish), 4235 nucleotides. It is a transcript of the gene rassf5, whose product is annotated as Ras association domain family member 5. Bases 986 to 1840 code for a protein of 284 amino acids. Gene Ontology annotation, biological process: signal transduction. The record is from RefSeq and is a predicted model, not a curated record. Gene Ontology annotation, cellular component: nucleus. NCBI's taxonomy places the organism in Eukaryota, Metazoa, Chordata, Actinopteri, Perciformes, Anoplopomatidae. The transcript is spliced from 5 exons.